Molecule: messenger RNA, 4671 nt
Organism: Xyrauchen texanus (razorback sucker)
Lineage: Eukaryota; Metazoa; Chordata; Actinopteri; Cypriniformes; Catostomidae
Product: immunoglobulin-like and fibronectin type III domain-containing protein 1
Exons: 23
Coding region: 43-4656 (1537 amino acids)
Molecular function (GO): protein binding
Source: RefSeq, a predicted model, not a curated record
AACAGAAGCUUCUGAAGUCUUGAGCCAAUAGACUGCAUCAAGAUGUGGAAAAAGGCGAAAAUGUCUGAUCCAACUGCUGCCGGGCAAGGUGGACUGAUUCUACCUUCCAAGAGACAAGGCAUCAAAAGGAGAUCUAAGGUUCCUGGUGUAAUGAUUACACAGUACAUUGAGGAACUUCCUGAGGGGAAAACUACUCCAGACUUCACACGUAAACCCAUCGCUUUAACAAUUCAAGAAGGAAAGCUAGCCAUUUUAAAAGCCAAAGUGAUUGGAGACCCAACGCCUAUUGUAACCUGGCGUAGAGCCAAAGGAGAAAUGAAUGAUUCUCAAAGGUUUCAGAUCAAAUAUGACCCUGCGAUUGAUGAACAUACUUUGGAGAUACCCAAAGUAAGUGGCGCUGAAGCUGAUAUUUACAAAUGCUAUGCCACAAAUGAAUAUGGAAAGGCUGUUUGCACUGUUGUCCUAAAUGUCAUUGAAGUUGGAUUCAAAAGGGACAAAGAAAUGCAGAAAUCUGAAGCAGCUACAUCAGAUGACCCAGCAGAGUUUAGAAAAAAGCUCAGGAGAGGUGCUGGGAAAAAAGAGGAGAAAAAAGGUGAAAUCGACGAUGCAGUAUGGGAACUGUUGAUGAGUGCUGAAAAGAAAGACUAUGAAAGUAUUUGCGCUAAGUAUGGUAUCACUAAUUUCCGUGGCAUGCUGACAAAACUGGUCGAGAUGAAGAAGGAAAGAGAAGUGGAGCAGGCAAAGUUCAUCGAACAACUUAGCAAUCUGAAACCAAUUGAGGUGAAACCUGAAGGUGAUGCCACAUUUGAACUGGAAAUGGAACUCAAAGACCCCACCAGUCGCAUUUUUCUCUACAAGGAUGGUGUCAUGAUUCCAUUCAGCAAAGAAUCUGAACUUGAAUCGAAGCACUGUUUGAAACAAGUCGGAAAAAAGUACAUCUUCAGUGUUAAAAAUCUCAGUCCUGAUGAUGCUGGGAUUUAUCAAGUGGACGUUGAGGGUGUCAAUAUCUUUUCCACAGAUUUCAAGAUUCCCCCAGUGGACUUCGCACUAAAGACUCAGGAGGUGAAGGCCCAGGAGAGAGAGGACGCCCUCUUUGAGUGUGUUUUAACUCAGCCCAUUAAUGAGAUUGUUUGGACCCUAAAGAACACCCCACUCUCUAACAAUGAUAAAUAUGAGAUUACUUCUUCAGAGGAUAAACUGGUCCACCGGCUGAAAAUCAUUGAUUGCAUGCUAGUGGAUACAGGAAUUUAUACUGCUCUCGCCGGCAUUAAGUCUAGCAGUGCUUGGCUGAUUGUAGAAGCUGACAAUGAUCCUGCAUCAAAGGGCAAGAAGAAGGCCCGUAAAACCACUCUGGCCGGUGGUGGUGCUGAUUUAGAAAAGAUUGCUGCAGAGCAGGCAGAAAAGCACAAGAAGGAGAUUGAAGAAGCACUGGAGGUUGCUAAAAAGCUCCAGGCUGAACGAGAAGCAGCAGAGGCUGAAGCCAGAGCUGCAGCCGAAGCCGAAGCAGCAAGAGCAGCCGUGGCCAAAGCUGCUGCUAAAGCUGCAGAGGAUGCUCUUGCAGCAGCUAAAGCCAAAGGUUUUACUGAGGCAGAUGCUAAAGCUGCAGCAAAUGCAGCAGCACAGGCUGCAGCAGCUAAAGCCAAAGCAGAUGCUGAGGAGGAGGCCAGGAAGAAGGCAGAACUUAAGGCCAUAAGGGAUGGCCUGAGUCCAGCGCAAGCUGCUGCAGCAGGUGCCGCGGCAGCUGCUGCACUGGCUGCUCAAACUGCUGCUGCAGCUGGAGGUGACGGUUCAGCAGCUGGAGGAGCGGCAUGGGCUGUAGCAGCUACUGGUGAGAAAGGAGCUGCAGGAGAAACAGGGGUUGGAGGAGCUGGAGGAGAUAGAGGAACGGAUGGGGCUGGAGGAGCUGGAGGAGUUGGAGGAGCGGAUAGGGCUGGAGGAGCUGGAGGAGCUGGAGGAGCGGAUGGGGCUGGAGGAGCUGGAGGAGCUGGAGGAGCUGGAGGAGCGGAUGGGGCUGGAGGAGCUGGAGGAGCUGGAGGAGCUGGAGGAGCGGAUGGGGCUGGAGGAGCUGGAGGAGCUGGAGGAGCGGAUGGGGCUGGAGGAGCUGGAGGGGCUGGAGGAGCCGGAAGAGCCGGAGCUAAUGGUUCAGGAGGAAGCGGUGGAGAUGGGGAUGGAGGUGAAGAUGGAGGCAAGAAGCGUCAAAGAGCAGGACCUCUUGUGCCCGAGACUGUCAUAGAUCCUGGUGUUCAUUUUGCUGCUGGCCUGGAAGACUGCAGAGCUAUUAUGGGAGAGGCUGCUGAACUGGUCUGCAAACUUAGCAAGGCUGACUGUGAGGGUGUCUGGUAUAAAGAUUGCAUUGAGAUUACUCCCUCCACUGAGGGUAUGACAAUCACCAAAGACGGAGUUGUUCAUAAACUGAAAAUCGACAAAGUCACUGAAGAAUUUGCCGGAAAAUAUCGAUUUGAGGCUGAUGGACGUAAAACAGAAUGUGUGAUUGCUGUUGAAGAUCCACCAAGAUUUAAUCCCAAAGAUGUUGAAGAAUUUGCGAAACCUGUUGUGAUCAAACACAAUCACAAAGCUGUCUUCAAAAUACCAUUUGUUGGUCAUGAGCCAUGCAAAGUUCAGUGGUACAAAGAUGGUGAGGAGAUUAUGCCGGACACUAACUGCAAGAUUGAGAUUUCAGAGGGUGAAAGCCGUCUGCUUCUUAACAAAUUGCAGCGUAAAGACUCCGGAGAGAUAAAGAUCAAAAUAAAAAAUGAGUAUGGCACAGCUGAAGUCCUUUCUAACCUAGUUGUACUUGAUAAACCAACCCCUCCACUUGGACCUCUUGAGAUUGUUGAAGCAUCUUCUAACUGCAUUGAGAUCAAGUGGAGGCAACCAAAAGAUGAUGGUGGUUGCCCCAUUAAAAAUUACAUUCUUGAGCGCAAUCAAAUUGGACGCAACACAUGGAAGAAGAUAGGCCAGAUCCCAGGAGAAGCCUACUACAAAGACUCUGAUGUUGACCAUGGUAGGAAAUACUGCUACCGUAUCAGAGCCCAGACUGAAGAGGGUAUCAGUGAAUUGAUGGAGACUGAGGAUGUUCAGGCUGGCACUAAAGCAUAUCCUGGUCCGGUAUCUGCUCCUAAAAUAGCCAGUGCCUUCAAGGACUGCAUAAACUUGACAUGGACUCAACCAACUAACACUGGAGGAACCAAUAUUUUGGGUUAUAACUUGGAGAAACGCAAGAAGGGCAGCAACUUGUGGGGUCUAGUCAAUCCACUAGAGGAACCAAUCAAAACAAAGAAAUAUGCUGUAAAAGAUGUAGUUGAAGGAAUGGAAUACGAGUUCCGUGUGUCGGCCAUCAACAUAUCUGGAGCUGGUGAACCCAGUGUACCUUCUGAAUUUGUGUUUGCAAGGGAUCCAAAAAAACCCCCUGGUAAAGUCAAAGACCUCAAAGUGACAGAUUCCACCUACACCACCUUGUCCUUGUCUUGGACUAAACCAAAAGAAGAUCCAGGUGUUCAAGAUGAGGCAAAGGGAUACUUUGUUGAUGUCAGGCCAGCUGAGAACACCGAAUGGGAUCGAUGCAACACAAAUGCUAUCAUUAUGACCACAUUCACUGUAAAGGGAAUGAAAUCAAUGGGCAUGUAUUGGGUUAGAGUGAUCGCUGUCAAUGAAGGUGGAGAGGGUGAGCCACAGGAGCUGGAUAACUAUGUCUUGGCUAUGCCUCCUCCAGUGAGACCAAGAUUCACAGAUGCUAACAUAACGAGUUUCAUGGUGGUCAGAGCUGGAAAUUCUGCACGAUUCAGCAUCAACUUUGAGGCUUCCCCAUGGCCAGAUAUCACCUGGCUUAAAGAUGGUGUCCCUGUCUCUAAACGUGUCACUGUCAGCAAUGCUGAAGGAGGAUCUCAGAUUCUGAUCCCCUCUUCUGAGCGUUCUGAUUCAGGAAUAUAUACCAUCAUUAUAAAGAACGUUGUGGGUCAAGAGACCUUUAGUAUUGAGAUUAGAGUUACAGAUGAGCCAAAGCCCCCAGGUCCUGCGGAGUUAGAUGAAAAUGUGCCGGGCACUGUGACAGUUUCCUGGGAUCCAUCCCCAGAUGAAAAACGUGAUGAUCGCCUGCAUUACAUGGUGACCAAGAGGGACUCCAGCAAGAGGACUUGGCACACAAUAGGAGACCGCAUCUUUAACAACCGCUUCACAGCCUGUAACAUCAUGCCAGGGAGAGAAUACCAGUUCCGAGUCUACUCCAAAAAUGACAUUGGCUUGUCUGUCCCCUCUGAGUCACCAAAGUGGCUAAUUACAUGCAAGAAAGAAAAAUUCACAUUGACCAUCCCAGAGUCUAAGACCUGCAACUUGGAGAGGUCUCCAAAGUUUUUGAUCCCACUAAAAAUCCAUUCAGCACCGCAAGGUUAUGAAUGCUACAUGACCUGUGCCGUGAAAGGAAAUCCCACACCCCGUGUUACCUGGUACCGUGACAAUGUCAGUCUCAACACCAACAUUAACUACCACAUCACCAACACCUGUGGAGUUUGUUCCCUGCUCAUUCUCAGGGUUGGACUUAAAGACAUGGGAGAAUACAAAAUCAUUGCCGAGAACCCGUUAGGAAGAGCAGAGUGCUCCACCACUCUCACAGUUAGAGGUAAGGGUUUAAGCAAUGAAUUCAUCACACUGCCCUGUUGAAAAGACCAGCUUUGC